Molecule: messenger RNA, 2790 nt
Organism: Carica papaya (papaya)
Lineage: Eukaryota; Viridiplantae; Streptophyta; Magnoliopsida; Brassicales; Caricaceae
Gene: DIN10
Product: Raffinose synthase family protein
Source: RefSeq, a predicted model, not a curated record
GAGACCAAGAGAUUGAGACUGAGAAGAAAGAGAUUUUGUCUGAAGAAAAAAAAAAAAAAUGGUGUCAAAUUCGUGUUACUGUAUUCGAUUUGCGAGUAUAAAUAUCUCCCAUCGCUUCAGUUUAUUCACACGUAAAUCAUUAUCUUCGAGCUCUGUUCACAGAUCAAAAGUAACCAAUAAGCUAAUCACUUCUGGCCCUGGAAUUUCCAGAUAUUCUUCGAACCGAGCAUUGUCAUUGCUGGCAUUUGAGAGAAGUGAGCCCAGUAAACCAGAAAGGAAGCUAAACAGAGAAGAUACAUUAGAAGAGGAAGCGAUGACGAUUAAGCCGGCGAUUCGUAUCGCUGAGAGGAAGCUGAUAGUGAAGGAUCGCACUAUCCUCAGUGGAGUAUCGGACAAUGUGAUCGAAACGUCCGGUUCGGACUCAGGUCCGGUGGAGGGGUUGUUCCUCGGGGCGGUGUUCGAGGAGGAGAAGAGCAGACACGUCGUCUCCAUUGGUUCACUUCGCGAUGUCCGGUUCAUGGCCUGCUUUAGGUUCAAGUUAUGGUGGAUGGCUCAGAAGAUGGGCGAUUAUGGCAGAGACAUUCCUCUCGAGACUCAAUUCCUAUUGGUCGAGACCAAGGAUGGGGGAUCUCACCUUGACGGCAACCCUAUUGUAUACACCGUUUUCCUCCCCUUGAUCGAAGGACCCUUCCGCGCCUGCUUGCAGGGGAACGUCAACGACGAGCUGGAGCUUUGCCUAGAGAGCGGCGACGCAGACAUCAAAGCGUCGUCGUUUACGCACUCCUUGUUUAUCCACGCGGGAACGGAUCCUUUUUGCGCCAUCACGGAUGCAAUCAGGGCAGUUAAACUCCAUCUCAAGACGUUCCGCCAACGUCACGAGAAGAAGCUGCCCGGGAUAGUUGACUAUUUUGGGUGGUGCACGUGGGAUGCUUUUUACCAGGAAGUUACCCAAGAAGGGGUGGAGGCCGGGCUCGAAUCCCUCGCCGCCGGUGGGACUCCUCCAAAGUUUGUAAUCAUUGAUGAUGGGUGGCAAUCCGUUGGAGGGGAUCCAUCGGAGGGACCAGAUUCCUCUGAUCAGGCAGCGAACAAGCCCCAGCCGUUGCUUAGGCUGACUGGGAUCAGAGAAAACGCCAAGUUCCAAGACACGGAGGAUCCAACUGUGGGAAUAAAAAGCAUAGUUAACAUUGCAAAGAACAAACAUGGGCUCAAGUACGUGUACGUGUGGCACGCGAUCACAGGGUACUGGGGUGGUGUCCGGCCGGGCGCGAAGGAGAUGGAGCAAUACGAGUCGUCGAUGAAAUACCCGAUGGUGUCGAAAGGUGUGGUGGAGAACGAGCCGACAUGGAAGACGGAUGUGAUGGCGGUGCAGGGGCUGGGGCUGGUGAAUCCAAAGAACGUGCACAGAUUUUACAACGAGCUUCACAGUUAUCUGGCGUCUGCGGGUAUAGAUGGGGUUAAGGUAGAUGUGCAAUGCAUAUUAGAGACUCUUGGUGCUGGAUUGGGCGGCAGGGUUGAGUUGACCAGGCAGUACCAUCAGGCUCUUGAUGCUUCCAUUGCUAGGAAUUUCCCAGAUAAUGGCUGCAUUGCAUGUAUGAGCCACAACACUGAUGCACUAUACUGCUCGAAACAGACGGCUGUCGUGAGAGCAUCGGACGAUUUCUUCCCGCGCGACCCAGUUUCGCACACAAUCCACAUAGCGGCGGUGGCUUACAACAGCGUGUUCUUGGGUGAGUUUAUGCAGCCUGAUUGGGAUAUGUUCCAUUCGCUCCAUCCUGCUGGGGAGUACCAUGCAUCAGCCAGGGCAAUCAGCGGAGGACCCAUAUACGUUAGUGAUGCACCUGGGAACCAUAACUUUGAUCUGCUGAAGAAGAUAGUUCUGCCUGAUGGGUCGAUUCUUCGAGCCCGAUUACCGGGUAGGCCAACCCAAGAUUGCUUGUUUACGGACCCCGCCCGUGAUGGUGCUAGCUUGUUGAAGAUUUGGAACAUGAACAAGUACACUGGAGUUUUGGGCGCUUACAACUGCCAAGGUGCAGCAUGGAACAGCAGUGAGAGGAAGAACACAUUCCAUAAAACUAAAACUGACUCCAUAACCGGCCACACCAAGGGCCGUGACGUCCACCUCAUUGCCGAAGCCACCUCCGAGGACCCCGACUGGAGCGGUGACUGCGCCGUCUACUCCCACCGCGGCAGUGAGCUCAUCACUCUCGCUCAGAAUACCGCACUGCCCAUUUCCCUCAAGGUUCUGGAGUACGAAAUAUACACUGUAACGCCCAUCAAGGUCUUAGCACCAGGCUUCAGCUUCGCUCCCUUGGGACUCAUCAACAUGUUCAAUGCCGGGGGUGCUAUUGAGGGCCUGAAGUAUGAAGUAAAAGACCAAAACAGUGGUGUUGUGGGUGAAGAGAGAACCGCGAAUUGCAGUGAUGAAUUGGUGGGAAAGGUAACAAUGCACGUUAAGGGGUGCGGCAAGUUUGGUGCAUACUCAUCCACGAAACCGAGGAGAUGCGUCGUGGGAUCUGGACCCGGUGAGGUUGGAUUUGAGUAUGAUUCCUCUUCUGGUCUGCUAACUUUCAGCUUGGUUAAAUUGCCCGAGGAGGAGAAUAAAGUCCACGUUGUGGAGCUUGAGUUAUGAGUCACAAAAAGGAAUUUUCAUGUCAGUGGUUGGGAGCAGGGAGGGAACCACGGACUCUGAUGGUGUAAAUCUACAUUUAUUCUUCUUUAAUAUGUAUGUAUAAGUUAAUGCAUGUAAACAUUAGAUGAAGAGAAUACAGACUGCUCGAACUUUCUUCCUCA